UAACGUUUGUACGUCCUCUCCCGUUAAUGCGGCAGGUAAAUAGGGCUUUGGAGCGUGAUGUCACAGGAGGCGGGCCACGCCCCCUGCUGCCAUGUCAGUAGGCCAGACAAAGGAUACAGCUUCAGCUAUGGUUCGUACGUGUUGUGUAGUCGGUUGCAACGUUAGAUCUCACGAUCGUAAAGGCAAUAAACUGGAUAAUGGGCUAUCUUUUCAUCAUUUUCCAUCCUGGCGGCAACGUGAGGGAUCCCAUGUAUCCGAUAUCACCAAACAAAGACGCCAGGCAUGGAUUGCAGCGGUGAGAUGAGCGGAUAUCGAGUUCCGUGCAAUCCCCAGCUUUUUGUUGGUUUGCUCGCGGCAUUUUCUCUCCGCAUUAUUGCAGGCAAACCAUCAUAUGAAAUGGAUGUAACAAAUCCAGACUGGGCAUGAACACUGCACAUGGGGCACGACGACAAACCUGUGUCAGACUCGGACCGGCACGCAAGGCGUAUGCAGCGGAAGCGAAAAAGAGCACCCAUUGCAGGUAAACCCCCCCCUCUAAAACAUACUAAAUUGCUCUUAUGGUACACUAAUCCGCACAUAACUUAAAGAUGAAUCACACACCUGUCAUUGGAAUAUUGAUGUACAUUAACCUUAUGUCUAUGCACUAUUUCUUUGUUACAGACUUGAUGAUCGAUGAAGGUCUGACAGAAGAACAACAACAAAAUAACCAUGUCAUGGAGGCAGUGGACAGCAGUUGUGUUGGACAAGUGGAGGUUGACGUACUAGCUGCAAAUGUGGACAGUGGUGAUGGGAGUGACAGCGUCACGGAAGGUGAAGGGCAGACGAAGGAUUGUGUGUGCAGUCAACAGGGCAGAGCAGAAAUAAACCGGCUGUUGGAGGAGAACAGACUGCUUCGAGCACAGUUGCAAAAGACAGAGCUGAAUGAAACUUUCUUAAAGGACGAUACCGAAAAAGUAAGAUAUUACACUGGACUACAUUGUUAUGCUGUCUUAAUGUCCCUCUUCAACACUGUCAAAGAUUUCCUGCCAAUAUCGAAGAAACUGACAGGUUUCCAAAUGCUCUUACUCACACUAAUGCGUCUGAGACUUGAUCUUCUAGUCCAGCAUCUUUGUCAUCUAUUCGAUGUGUCCCACAAAACACUGUCUUCUGUCUUCACCGAUACCAUUGAUGUUUUGUAUGCCCGCUUAGGAGCACUGGUGCACUGGCCUGAGAGGCACUGUCUGCAGGCCACAAUGCCUCCACAGUUUACUGAAACUUUUGGAAAACGAGUAGCCAUCAUUUUAGACUGUUUUGAGAUUCAAACAGAAAGACCAUCUAAUUUAAAGGCAUGCGCACAAACAUACUCUCAUUACAAGGGUACACACACCAUAAAAUACCUCAUUGGGAUUACACCCCAUGGAGCUAUUUCUUUCAUUUCCAGGGGAUGGGGGGGUCGUGCAUCAGAUAAACACAUCACAGAGAGAUGUGGCAUUCUUCAAAAGCUGUUACCAGGGGACAUAGUAUUGGCUGACAGAGGCUUUGACAUCAGAGAUGCUGUAGGAAUGAUGUGUGCGGAGGUCAAGAUUCCAGCUUUCACAAAAGGCUACUGUCAACUUGAUGCAAGGGACGUUGAACAAACGAGAGCAAUUGCCCACCUGAGAAUUCAUGUUGAGCGAGUAAUAGGUAGUUUGCGCAACAAGUUCAAAAUGUUACACACUACAAUGCCAAUCCGAUUACUCUUAUCAUGUGAGGGUGAAGACACAACACUUCUUGAUAAGAUCGUUAAGGUUUGCUGUGUUUUUGUUAAUAUGUGCCCCAGUGUUGUUGUCAAACCUGGGCCAAGUGACACUUGCUCCUGUUGAGUAUUCUUACAGCUGUUUUUUUGAAUG
Oreochromis aureus is the source of this 1868-nucleotide messenger RNA. RefSeq lists its product as uncharacterized. The coding region runs from base 588 to 1841 and encodes 417 amino acids. Lineage: Eukaryota; Metazoa; Chordata; Actinopteri; Cichliformes; Cichlidae. The record is from RefSeq and is a predicted model, not a curated record. The transcript has 3 exons.